AUGGCGUCAAGGAUCAACAUCGAGACCUACCCAGGCAACAUCAUCAACAACGAGUUUGUGCCUACACCGACGACACGCCACUCGAUCGACCCAGCCACAGGCAAGCCUCUCUACGAGGUACCAGUCGCCCGCAAAGAAGACCUCGAUGCCGCUGUCAAGCAUGCCCGCGCAUCGUUCAAGUCAUGGUCUGCCACUUCGUUCGAGGACCGAUCAAAAUUGCUCCUCGCCUACGCUGAUGCUGUCGAAGCUAAUCGUACGGAUAUUGAGCGUCUCCAGACCAUGGAGCAGGGCAAGCCUCUUUCUUUGGCCCAGACUGAAGUCAGCAUGGCUCUCACCUGGCUUCGUCAAUUCGCAACCAUGGAGGUAAAAAGCGAAGUCAUCGAAGAUACCGAAGAACGGACCAUAUAUUCUACAUUCCCGCCUUUAGGCGUGUGCGCUGCUAUCGUUCCGUGGAACUGGCCUAUUUUGCUCGGGCUUGGCAAGGUUGGCCCCGCUCUGAUGACGGGUAAUACGGUUAUUAUGAAGCCGUCUCCGUACACUCCAUACUGCGAUCUCAAGCUAGGGGAGAUCGCCAUGAGUAUUUUCCCUCCCGGUGUCUUCCAGGUCCUAAGCGGCGACGAUUCUCUAGGACCAUGGAUAACCGAGCAUCCUGGUGUUGAUAUGGUCUCCUUUACUGGUUCUAUUCCUACCGGUAAGCGAGUCGCUGCGAGCUGUGCCAAAACCUUGAAAAGGUACGUCCUAGAGUUGGGCGGCAACGACGCUGCGAUUGUAUGCGACGACGUGGAAAUCUCGAAAUGCCUGCCAAAGAUUACGACGCUUGCUUUUCUCAACUCGGGUCAGAUCUGCAUGCUUCCGAAGCGAAUUUACGUCCACGAGAAGAUAUAUGACCAAUUCAAAGACGCCAUGGUUGACUUCACCAAGAACAAUAUUAAGACUGGCGGAGGCUUUGAGGCGGAUGUUGUUGUUGGACCAAUUCAGAACAGCAUGCAAUUCGAGGUUGUCAAGGACAUGUAUUCACAGAUUGACAAGGCUGGCUGGAAGACCGCACUUGACGGCAAAGCCCGCGACGGCGCGGAAGGAUACUUCAUGGAGCCUGCUAUUAUCGACAACCCUCCGGAGGCAUCGCGGAUCGUCGUAGAGGAGCCCUUUGGUCCUAUCGUGCCUAUCAUGAAAUGGUCUUCGGACGAUGAUGUUAUUGAACGAGCCAAUGCGCUCGAGACCGGACUGGGUGCUUCAGUGUGGAGCAGGGACCUCUUUCGCGCCGAGAAGAUGGCCCGACAGCUGAGUGCAGGCAGCGUUUGGGUCAAUUCGCAUUUCGACGUCGCGCCGAAUGUCCCCUUCGGAGGUCACAAAGAGAGCGGUGUUGGAAUGGAAUGGGGCAUUGAAGGCUUCAAACAUUUUACGAACACACGAAGUCUAUGGGUGUGGAAGAAGACUUUUGAUUGA
Molecule: messenger RNA, 1446 nt
Organism: Emericellopsis cladophorae
Lineage: Eukaryota; Fungi; Ascomycota; Sordariomycetes; Hypocreales; Bionectriaceae
Product: aldehyde dehydrogenase-like protein
Exons: 3
Coding region: 1-1446 (481 amino acids)
Molecular function (GO): aldehyde dehydrogenase (NAD+) activity
Source: RefSeq, a predicted model, not a curated record